UGACUUAUGUGCAGUUUGGGACGCUGGAGUCUUCCUUCCCUCUGCAGACUGGAACGGAGCCUCCUCUGGUGUUGCAGGGAGGAGGCUGAAUGAGACAGAGAAGCUGAGCUCUGUCUGGGAAGCCAAGUUAAAGCGGCUGGAGGCGGCUAGAGCCCAAGGGCUCGGGAGCAGGGAGCGGGGCCUGGUGCCAAGGAUGGCCAGGCAGCAGCCGCCACCCUGGAUCCACGCAGCCUUCCUCCUCUGUCUCUUCAGUCUUGGACGAGCCAUCGAGAUUCCUAUGGAUCCAAGCAUUCAGAAUGAGCUGACCCAGCCACCGACCAUCACCAAGCAGUCAGUGAAGGAUCACAUCGUGGACCCCCGUGACAACAUCCUGAUUGAGUGUGAAGCAAAGGGGAACCCCGCCCCCAGCUUCCACUGGACUCGAAACAGCAGGUUCUUCAACAUCGCCAAGGACCCCCGGGUGUCCAUGAGGAGGAGGUCUGGGACCCUGGUGAUUGACUUCCGCAGUGGCGGGCGACCAGAAGAAUACGAGGGGGAGUACCAGUGCUUUGCCCGCAACAAAUUUGGCACGGCCCUCUCCAACAGGAUCCGCCUGCAGGUGUCUAAAUCUCCUCUGUGGCCCAAGGAAAACCUAGACCCUGUCGUGGUCCAAGAAGGUGCUCCCCUGACGCUCCAGUGCAACCCCCCGCCCGGACUUCCAUCUCCAGUCAUCUUCUGGAUGAGCAGCUCCAUGGAGCCCAUCACCCAAGACAAACGUGUCUCCCAGGGCCAUAAUGGAGACCUGUAUUUCUCCAACGUGAUGCUACAGGACAUGCAGACUGACUACAGCUGCAAUGCCCGCUUCCACUUCACCCACACCAUCCAGCAGAAGAAUCCCUUCACCCUCAAGGUUCUUACCACCCGAGGAGUUGCAGAAAGAACACCCAGCUUCAUGUAUCCUCAGGGCACCGCGAGCAGUCAGAUGGUGCUUCGUGGCAUGGACCUCCUGCUGGAGUGCAUUGCCUCUGGGGUCCCAACACCAGACAUCGCAUGGUACAAGAAAGGGGGAGACCUCCCAUCUGACAAGGCCAAGUUUGAGAACUUUAACAAGGCUCUACGUAUCACCAAUGUCUCUGAGGAAGACUCUGGGGAGUAUUUCUGCCUGGCCUCCAACAAGAUGGGCAGCAUCCGGCACACGAUCUCGGUGAGAGUAAAGGCUGCUCCCUACUGGCUGGACGAACCCAAGAACCUUAUCCUGGCUCCUGGCGAGGAUGGGAGACUGGUGUGUCGAGCCAAUGGGAACCCCAAACCCACUGUCCAAUGGAUGGUGAAUGGGGAACCUUUGCAGUCAGCACCACCCAACCCAAACCGUGAGGUGGCCGGUGACACGAUCAUCUUCCGGGACACCCAGAUCAGCAGCAGGGCCGUGUACCAGUGCAACACCUCCAACGAGCACGGCUACCUACUGGCCAACGCCUUCGUCAGUGUGCUAGAUGUGCCGCCUCGGAUGCUGUCUCCCCGGAACCAGCUCAUUAGGGUGAUUCUUUACAACCGGACACGGCUGGACUGCCCAUUCUUUGGAUCUCCCAUCCCCACGCUCCGAUGGUUUAAGAAUGGGCAAGGAAGCAACCUGGAUGGUGGCAACUACCAUGUUUAUGAGAAUGGCAGUCUGGAAAUUAAGAUGAUCCGCAAAGAGGACCAAGGCAUCUACACCUGUGUCGCCACCAACAUUCUGGGCAAAGCCGAAAACCAAGUACGCCUGGAGGUCAAAGACCCCACCAGGAUCUACCGGAUGCCUGAGGACCAGGUUGCCAAAAGGGGCACCACAGUGCAGCUGGAGUGUCGAGUGAAGCACGAUGCCUCCCUGAAACUCACUGUCUCCUGGCUGAAGGACGAUGAGCCGCUGUACAUUGGAAACAGGAUGAAGAAAGAAGAUGACUCACUGACCAUCUUUGGUGUGGCAGAGCGGGACCAGGGCAGUUACACAUGCGUUGCCAGCACCGAGCUGGACCAAGACCUAGCCAAGGCCUACCUCACCGUGCUAGCUGAUCAGGCCACUCCAACUAACCGUUUGGCUGCCCUGCCCAAAGGACGGCCAGACCGACCCCGGGACCUGGAGCUCACCGACCUGGCUGAGAGGAGUGUGAGGCUGACCUGGAUCCCGGGGGAUGAUAACAACAGUCCCAUCACAGAUUAUGUCGUCCAGUUUGAAGAAGACCAGUUCCAACCAGGGGUCUGGCAUGACCAUUCCAAGUUCCCAGGCAGUGUCAACUCAGCCAUCCUCCAGCUGUCCCCAUAUGUCAACUACCAGUUCCGGGUCAUUGCCAUCAAUGAGGUGGGGAGCAGCCACCCCAGCCUCCCGUCUGAGCGCUACCGAACCAGUGGAGCACCCCCUGAGUCCAAUCCUAGUGAUGUGAAGGGAGAGGGGACCAGAAAAAACAACAUGGAGAUCACAUGGACGCCCAUGAAUGCCACCUCGGCCUUUGGGCCCAACCUGCGUUACAUCGUCAAGUGGCGGCGGAGAGAGACUCGAGAGACUUGGAACAACGUCACAGUGUGGGGCUCUCGCUACGUGGUGGGGCAGACCCCUGUCUACGUGCCCUACGAGAUCCAAGUCCAGGCCGAAAAUGACUUUGGGAAGGGCCCUGAGCCAGAAACUAUCAUUGGUUACUCCGGAGAAGAUUAUCCCAGGGCCGCACCCACUGAAGUUAAAAUUCGAGUCAUGAACAGCACAGCCAUCAACCUUCAGUGGAACCGCGUCUAUGCCGACACAGUCCAGGGCCAGCUCAGAGAGUACCGAGCCUACUACUGGAGGGAGAGCAGCUUGCUGAAGAACCUAUGGGUGUCUCAGAAGAGACAGCAAGCCAGCUUCCCUGGUGACCGCCUCCAUGGCGUGGUGUCCCGCCUCUUCCCCUAUAGUAACUACAAGCUGGAGAUGGUUGUGGUCAACGGCAGAGGCGAUGGGCCUCGCAGUGAAACGAAGGAGUUCACCACCCCGGAAGGAGUACCCAGCGCCCCCAGACGUUUCCGAGUCCGGCAGCCCAACCUGGAGACAAUCACCCUGGAAUGGGAUCAUCCGGAACACCCCAAUGGGAUCAUGACUGGAUACACUCUCAGAUACGUGGCCUUUAAUGGAACCAAAGUAGGAAAGCCGACAGUGGAAAACUUCUCUCCUAAUCAGACCAAGUUUACAGUGCAGAGAGCAGACCCCGUGUCACGCUACCGCUUCACCCUCAGUGCCAGAACGCAGGUGGGCUCUGGGGAAGCAGUCACAGAGGAGUCUCCGGCACCCCCAAAUGAAGCUACUCCAACCGCAGCUCCUCCCACGUUGCCCCCGACUACCGCGGGUGCGACGGGCGCUGUGAGCAGUACUGAUGCUACUGCCAUUGCUGCCACCAUCGAAGCCACAACAGUCCCCAUCAUCCCAACUGUCGCACCUACCACCAUCGCCACCACCACCACCGUCGCCACAACUGCUACAACCACUGCCGCCACCACCACCACCACGGAGAGUCCUCCCACCACCACCUCCAGGACUAAGAUACACGAAUCCGCCCCCGAUGAGCAGUCCAUAUGGAACGUCACGGUGCUCCCCAACAGUAAAUGGGCCAACAUCACCUGGAAGCACAAUUUCGGGCCCGGAACUGACUUUGUGGUUGAGUACAUCGACAGCAACCAUACGAAAAAAACUGUCCCUGUUAAGGCCCAAGCUCAGCCUAUACAGCUGACAGACCUCUUUCCCGGGAUGACAUACACGUUGCGGGUUUAUUCCCGGGACAACGAGGGCAUCAGCAGUACCGUCAUCACCUUUAUGACCAGUACAGCUUACACCAACAACCAAGCAGACAUCGCCACCCAAGGCUGGUUCAUUGGGCUCAUGUGCGCCAUCGCCCUCCUGGUGCUGAUCCUGCUCAUUGUCUGUUUCAUCAAGAGGAGUCGCGGCGGCAAGUACCCAGUACGAGAAAAGAAGGAUGUUCCCCUUGGUCCUGAAGACCCCAAAGAAGAGGAUGGCUCGUUUGACUACAGUGAUGAGGACAACAAGCCCCUGCAGGGCAGCCAGACAUCUCUGGAUGGCACCAUCAAGCAGCAGGAGAGUGACGACAGCCUGGUGGACUAUGGCGAGGGUGGGGAGGGGCAGUUCAACGAAGACGGCUCCUUCAUCGGCCAGUACACAGUCAGAAAGGACAAGGAAGAAACAGAGGGCAACGAAAGCUCAGAGGCCACAUCACCCGUCAAUGCCAUCUACUCUCUGGCCUAAUGGGGCCCACCGGGCACAAACACUACUUUGCAAGUGGGAGGAGGGGAGAGGGGGAGACAAAGCCACUGCAGACCCACCACAAAGCCACCACCGCUUUCAGGGACAAGGGUACAAUAUGGGGGUCUACCAAGCUGUGAGGACCAGAGACCACCCAGCCACCCAGAAGCCCCCUCCCAAUGACCCCACCCCACCCCCGGGUGCCACCAGAGUGGGAGAGCUAGAGCCAUGGCUGAGCUCAGCUGGAGGGAACCAGGCCCCUUGCCCAGUGUCACAGCCACCCUGAGCUUCCCACCACACUGCCUACUUUCGGCCUUGGCACACAUGCUCACCCGUUGCUGUGGGUUGUGGUACUUUUCAUUGUCUGUAUUUUGCUUUGUGUAUCUUCCCCUCCAGACCCAUGUCUCCAUUUUAUUUUCCUUUUGAAGUGUCCCUGGAAAAGAAAGAAAAGGAGGAUUCUCCCCCAGGAAACCACAAAGAUAGGCAUAAAGGAUCGAUCCGCAACAGAACGCGUAGGAAAGCUGUAGUAUUCAAACCACCUCUGGGCCGAUGUAUUUCCGAAGGAUGCCUUUCUCGCCAUAUGCCUCCCCUUGCUCCCAGCCCCUCCGCCUUGGCCUUGUCAGUUGCUGAGCUGGGCUUGGCUUCUUUCUGGAAAAUGACAGUAUUUUUGGCAGGGAGAAGGUGUACAGGCCUCCUUGCCUCUCUCUGGUUUGGUUGGGAAGUGAGUUUACCUCUUGUUCCUCCCCUUCCCCUUCCUCCAGAGUAUCGAAGAUGCGAGCUGCACUGACUUUGAAGAAGCCUGAGGAACAGGAGAGGACACUGAUGAAAAAGGACUUCCACACCUGUAACUGUGUGCCUCAUGCAGAAGAAAAUCAGGUAUCUGGUCCCCAGGGAACUAUGCUCACCUCUAGAAAGAAGAAGGCUGAGUUUGGACUUCUUCCUUCCCAUCAGUGAAAGCCAGGAUGCAGGACCACGCCUACUAUGUCCAGACUAGAGGGCGUCUACCCGCCUGGCCAGUACCCAGGCUGCUACCCUCAAGGAGAUGGAACCCUGUGAUGCAAACGUUGUGCUGGUGUGUUUGGAGGUGUUGAACACUGCUUCUCCUAACGUCUCUAGCAGAUAUCAUCUCCUUGGUCAAUUCUGUGCGACAUGGAGACGUGUUUGACACGUUGUGUGGAUGGGGACUGGCUGCCCCGAGACUGAGCUGGUGUGUCCUUUCAUUAGGGUAUAUACAUAUCAGGGGUCCCUGAGGUGGCACUGUAUGAACAGUGCUGUGAUGCCCCCGCCUGGGAAGGACUCGAUGCCCUUCGUAUGCCUUAUGCAGCUCUGAUUUGUCCCUGGAGUGCCCAGGUUCCCAGCCCCUCCCUGUAAGCCUUGAAGCCUCCGGUGACUUAUGUCUCAAGGAGAACAGGGCAGCCUAUGCAAGUGUCCCGGCAGGACCAGAAGCAGCCACUCAACCCGUUGCCCCUAAUGGAGACACUCGCAGACCUGCAUUUCUCAGACUGAAGGUGCUGCCUUCAUCCUGCCCACGAAUCCAUUUUUGAAACCAAAGGUACCUAGUCUCAGAGACAGAGAAAGAGGAAGAUCUUGAGCCUAAGGGUAACCCUUUAGCUAUGUCUGUAGCUUGAGUCAGUUUUGGGAGGGUGAAGCUGACCUCCAGAAAUGGAUCAGCUGUCACAGGCAUAGCCUCCAAUUUGAGCCUCCAGCUGCUGACCAGGGGGCCUGGGCAGGACCACACUGUAUCCUUCAGUGACUUUGUUAAAUCAUAAUUUGCCACAUGUUUAAGCCGCAGAGAUAUUAGCAAUGCUCACAUCACUUAAUAAUCGUUCAGUUGAAGGUCAGGCCCAUAGGCACACUCUGCGGAUAAGAAAACGUGGGCCAGAACUGAGCUCACAAGGUUAUUUGAACCUCAGAGUGUGCAGUGGUCAUUUGGGCAAAGUCACAGCCGCAGGGCUGCUGGCUAAAUGCCUGAGGGGCAGCUCUCACGGUGAAAGGGGACAGGGUAAACAGCAGGGAACUAGGGACUGGCUCAGGGGCUCCUCCCCUGGCUUUCUUCUAUCACCUGCUUGGAUGCAACUGGGCAUUCCUGUGGCCGAGGUCCACUCUCCCUGAAGAGAAUGUCAGGAAGUGUGCCUGUGAACUGAACUAAAGGACCGGCCUUUCCAGAAAACACGCUGGAUCUCAGCAGAGUAAUCAGUUUCUCAGGCACUCUCUCCAUACUGCACUGCACACACUAGUGAACCCACUGCACUGAGAACAGUCUCCUAGGGUUGGAAAGGACAAUUGGAUGUCAUCAUAGCCAUGAAAGGCUGCCACACAAACUGAUACCCAGAAGGACUGCUUCUAUCUGAAGGGUCUUGGGCAGAAGUAGGCCGCAGCCUGUCUUUGCACCUUGUCCCAGUAUCCUGCCAGGCUCUAUACCGUCCUUCUUUUAUGAAGAAAACAGCUCCCUCGGGCUGUUCUGUGAGUGCUGAGAGCUGUCCCCCACCUCCACGUGAUCAUAGCCCUCUGGGCAGGAGCAAGUCCGGGGCUGAAGAACCAAGUUUUUCCCACACAUAGAUGGCAGAGAACAAACUCUGAGGUGCAGACUGCAGGAUUCAGAAGGCAGUCCCUUCCAGGAAGAGGAACCCAUCUUCCAUGGAGCCCAUGCCAGAAUCCACUGCAGCUCAGUAGAAAAGCAGUAUUUCCCAGCACUUCCUGCCAGCUGGGUCUCAAGCAACCACCCCAAAACAUACCAACAGCAAUGCCAGGAUUGGACGAUACCACUGGUGCUUCAGCCUGUCUAGCUGGGAGGGAAGAAGGAUGGGUUAUUUUGCAGCAACUCUAGAAGCUUCAUUAACUGGACUACAACCCUACCAAUGUGCUCAGUCAUAAGAGCUGUGGCUUUUCUCUUAUUUGCCCAUUCAUUCAUUCAUUCAUUCAGCAAAUACUCUUUGAACAUCUAGUCUGAACUAAGGCCUGACCCUGAAUACCAUGGUGAGUGAGUCAGGUGUGGUCCCUCCCCUCAUGGGCUGACAGUCCUGAAACUGAGCCUUAGGACACCGUGGCCAUUGAGUUGGGAGCAUUCUGCCUCCAUUGCCUAAGCUUCUCAUGGCUGCAAGCUCAAAGGGAGAGGAUUCCAAGGGAGAACUUGGUCCAUCUGGUCCUCAAGGCUGGGCAGGAUAGGGCAGUCAUGAACUGUGGAUGGAGUUGAGGAAUGGUCCUGCUUCCUGAGCCUCUGCUGUGCCCUGUGGGGCAAGCUGCUUAACCUGUGUGUAUUUUUAUACCUCUGUCUCCACCAUUCAGUCCAUCCUUUGAAUACCUCUCUCCACAGAGGGGCAUGAGCCCAUCUGAAGGAGCAGGGAGCUGGGGUUUGGGAAGUACAUCACCGCAUAUCAGGGGUCAGCCACCUCCCACCCUGCUUGGGUCAUGGCAAGUGGGACCCCCUCUUUCCUCACCUUGCUUUUGCAGAGUUGGUUGAAUUUAAGCUCAAGGGAAAGCCAGACCAGCUCCCUUGCCCUGAGAGGUUGGAGACAUCUGGUCCACCACUUCCUGGCACGUUCCGAGGUCUGGAGAAGUGAUCACACAUCUGAAAGUCAGCUAGUGCCAACACUGUUUGUCCUGCGAGGUGCAUCCACAACCUAGGCCCAGAUAGUGUGUUCAUGGUUUCUCUGACCACAGUUAGCCUGGGGAAGGGGGUGGAACAGAUUUGAGGAUGUCUGUGGGUCUUCGGCUAAUGGGCAAGCUCCCCUGCUACAUCCAGCGCCCAUGUGGGUGCAUAAACAUACGUCACACCGCAGGCCUGUUGCAGAGCAGUGCUUCCAGGGGUAGCAAUUCAGAUGAUGAAGUUGUCUAGAAGAGGGCCAGUCCAUAUCCAGACUGUGUGGAUGAGAUGCAGAGGGCUGUGUGUGAGUGCUCUGUGCAAACUGGAGGAGGGGGAGAGGCUACCCAGGUUGCGCCCUAUUCAAGAGUCUGAUCCAGAGGAGAGGGGUUCCUUCCUCCCAGGAACAGCGUGGGCAGUGGAACUUUCUGGCUCCACUUGGAGCCGGGUCAAGUCUCAGGGCAUCACAGACAGCCCAUUUGAUGGCAGGAGCAGGGAUUUAACACAUUUUGGUCUCCGUGUUUGUGAGGCUGCUUCACCAAUCCUCUGAAAGAUGAAGCUCCGCAGGCUUUCCAUCAGCUGGGGCUGCUGCAAGGGAAUCUUCUCAGUGGGAGUGCAGCAGGUUGCUGGGGUGUUGGCACAGGGCACUGCUCCCCACUCAUGACCCCAUGGUAUAGAGUGGCUUCUCGCCUGGUCACCACUCCAGCCAGCCCCUGACAAACACAAGCCCAUGGUUGAAACCUAGACCCAUGAGAAAUGGUCCUGCUUCCUGUGAAACCUAGACCCAUGGUUGUGGUUAGGUCCACCUGGUUAGUUAGCAAAGCAUACUGCUUGAGCUUUGCAUGGUAGCUAGGAAUAGCACAGAGGAGGCUCCCGGUUUUUUUUUUUUUAAAGAGAGGGGACUCAAAUCCAUGAGGAAAAGAGCUUGAAAUGUCUGAAGACUCGGUACACUGGGAGACACCAAACAGUGUCGUAAGCCUCACCUGAAACCAGUGCUCCUCUUACCAGUAUACUAGUAUUAAAUGGAUGUUCCAUAAUGAUCAGGAUGAAAACAGGUACAAAGACAUCUAGCUAAGGACAGAAUCAGAUUGCUGCAUGUGAAGGAAUCACAGAGCUGAUGCUAUUGAAACGAUUUAUGGCACAGACGGGCAUGUGAAAAUCCAGGGAGGUUAAGGGACUUGCUCAAGAUCACAUAGCUGGCAAAUUAAGGUAAGCUUAGGGCUUGAACUUGGACCUUCUGACUCCCUGUCCAGUGUUCUUUCAUCUCACCAUAGCUGCCUCCUUUAAAACAGAGGUAUUACUCAAGAUCUGUCCUGGUCACCCUCUCGUACCUCUUUGCCACUUCUCUCACAUCCCCCACAUCCCUCCCAAAAUUAAAAACAAAAAGGAUUUUUCUGAGUCCGAGGACAGUCUGUCCGUGACAGCCUGUGGUUAACCCAGCUGUGCAGUGAAGGCAGACCCAGGCCAGUGGAAUAGAAUGAGGAGCUAAUGGGUGUUUGUUACUGUGAAACCUAUACCGUAUCCCCUUUGUAGCACAUGGGACCUUCAGCAUGCUGUCUUCCCAUAUUCCUCGGAAGUAAGGGCAUGGAGGGGGUUUCUGUCCAUUCUGCCCUUGGCUGCAGGGUGCAGAGGGGCAGCGGAGCCCAUACAAACCCAUCACCCUGGGAUUUGCUGGGUUGGAGUUCAGCAGAUGCAAAGACUUCAGUGAAGCAAUAAACACAAAAGUCUGGGAGAAAAUAUCCAGAAUUUUGUGCAUUACUCUGUUUCUUUUUCCAAAAUGACGCAGAUCAGGUGCCCCUGGCCUGCUCCUUUUCUGAUUCUCAACUGCAAUGUCCUCAGUCAGUGUUGUCCCUCUGCCCGGAUCUCCAGCUUUUUGCCAACUUCUUCACACUCCUCUUGAACUGAGCAUCAGUCGCCUGUGACAUGGCCACCUUCUAUCCUGCUCCUACCCCACACCCACGCUGGACCCCGGAGGGCCUCUUGCCCUACCCACAUCCCAACACACACAUACACACGUUUUCCCACCAGCCAUCCCAAUUUGUUCUUUUCCACGGGGAAAUUUUUUUCCUCCAGUGCCUGCUUCCCUUCCCACAUGCCCACACAUCCACAAAUUGGUCCGAUCUUUUUUCCAUUGGUUAAACAUUUAACUCUCCACGGCAGACCUUGUUUUAACCCCUCUCACAUCAUGUUCAUUCCUUUCUUUGGCGAGUUAUUUUGCAUUAACCAACUUUGUCAGUGACAGAUGCGUAUCUGAGGGUGUCAUGUGCGACCUUCAGCAGGGAAGACUUCUGGGCUGUGGAGGACCGUCUAAUACAUGGACUUAUAAACUGACUGCAUGAGCAAUGAAAAGGCCAAAUUAUUCAGAAUUUUUUUUUGAAUCACUGUAAAAAAAACUGAUUUCUUUUGUAUAGAGAACACUAAACGUAUAAUAAAAGUUGUUCAAAAUGGA
This is a messenger RNA of Carlito syrichta (Philippine tarsier), 10263 nucleotides long. RefSeq names its product neurofascin (gene NFASC). The coding region runs from base 194 to 4237 and encodes 1347 amino acids. The transcript has 31 exons. Gene Ontology annotation, molecular function: cell-cell adhesion mediator activity. Gene Ontology annotation, biological process: brain development; cell-cell adhesion. The record is from RefSeq and is a predicted model, not a curated record. NCBI's taxonomy places the organism in Eukaryota, Metazoa, Chordata, Mammalia, Primates, Tarsiidae.